Messenger RNA from Folsomia candida, 8640 nucleotides. RefSeq names its product basic proline-rich protein. Bases 2236 to 6108 code for a protein of 1290 amino acids. Lineage: Eukaryota; Metazoa; Arthropoda; Collembola; Entomobryomorpha; Isotomidae. The transcript has 15 exons. The record is from RefSeq and is a predicted model, not a curated record.
CAGAAUGUGAUGAAGGUAGGAGGCAGAGCUGCAGUAGAGACGGGUGCCAAGCAAAAAGGUGUUAUAGGAUAGAGAAUCAGAGAGAGAAAGGAUGCAACAUAAUAACUAAACACUUCUUAACCAAAAGCAUAGAGAGAGGGCUAAAAGUUGAGUUUAGUUAGUUUAAUGUUUGAACUUACCGUUCUGGUCGUGGUGGGAUAUACAUGAUACACACACACACACACACAUGCAUACAUACUGAGUACAACGUGUUUCGGACAAAAAAAAACCAAGUAUCCAGUGAGUGUGGUAUCGUGUAGGAUAGGCGCGCAGAGAGCGAGAGCAUUAUAACUCUCUGCCUGCUAACUAAUACAAAUAAACUCAAAAAUGAAGGAGUGUGUGUAACCAGCCAGCGUUGUUGGUUUCUUCUUUGGUUAUGUAUUGGUGCUUGUUGGACUACUUUUUACUUACACGGAUUUUAAUACACAACACUUUAAGAGUUUUGUCGAGUUCGACUGGAGUUGGACCUCAUCUCACUCACCAGUCCUGCUUUUUCCACCUACUACUACACACACUCGCAUACUUAUUACCUGACGAGGGUGUGAGACAGAGAGCAAAUACAAGACGAGUGUAAAAUAAGAGACAGAUACAUCAUCGCAAUUAGUAUGCGCCGAUUGGAGAAAAUUUCUUGAGACGAGUCGGCUAAAAGUGAAUCUGUCUAUUUAUCUAUCAUGCUGCAUGUGUCUCUGUGUCUGUGUGUUUGUUGGGAUCACGGGAAGAAAGAAAACUUUACUUUGUCACAAAAACGCAAAUACGGGAACGUGCUUCUUAUUACAUAACUCGAACCCGCCGUGAUUUACCACAAAUUUCUCAACUGACUCGUAUGAAAGUCAAGCUCGUAUUGUUAUUGUUGUGAGCAGAAAUUUAGAGGUUCUCAAUGUGAACAAAUUGUUGAGAAAACUAUUCACAAUUUUAUUACCCAAUGAAUAAAUCGAUACUUCAAUGAGUUCAGUUUUCAGCGCAAAGUUACUACAAAUCUAAUAUCACAGCAUGAAAACAACUUAAUUCGCAUUCAUAAAAGAAGCAGCACUACUAUAAACCUGCGUAUGUGCGAGUACGACUACAUAAUAAUUCGCACCGUAAAACAAAACGGUGGAGAAAAGAAAAUCGUUAAAAGAAAUUUGCAAUAUUAUUGAUGCGUAAAGUUAACGAAGGAAUAUAUAUCCCAACAAGUAUUUAAUCAAGCUAAUGCCAUUCGCUCGCUCGUACACAUUCUUCUACUACUACUUUCAUGAAUGGAACGCCGCAAUGUAAAAAAUAUAUUCGUUUUUACAUCAUUUGUCUCCGUGUUGCAAAUAAUUUAUGCCGACUACAACCAGGCACCGUAAUAAUAAUAAUAACAAAAACAAUCGGGAAAUUGAGCUGAAUAAGUUAUUACAAAACACCGCGUAUAAAAUUAAUAACUGAUAAUAAAAAGGCAACUAUCUACAGAAUCCCGCGCAAUUUCACCCUUGCCACAUUAUUAUUAACCACUACUACUAUACAACCAAAAGCAUUAAGUAACAUUAAACAUUAAUGCAAAUUGUACAACUCGAUAUCAUAACUUACUUAUCACCAUUACCAUCAUCAUCACCGUUGUCGUCGUCGUCGUCGUCCUUAUUAUCUAUCACUUUGCGUAACGGAGAACACGCUACAAAAGAGUCCAGCCAGAAUAAAUAUACAUCGGAUCCAUAAUAAUAAAAUUAUUUCGACGACUCGAGCACGUAUGAAUGUAUGUAGUGAAACCAGUGACAAUAACCGAAUUAUCACCAAGAAGGAUUAUCACCAUUUAUUAUUCUGCGAUGCGAGUAAAUAAUAACACGAAUUUAACUAGAAUGUGAGUAAUUCCAGCAAGCAAUUUAUCCAUGAAUUAAGAAAAAUCUCAUCAUCAGUAUCACGUCACUGCUGCGAGUGCUAUGCUAAUGUGUGUCAGUUAAUUCUUAGUUUCGUUGGAUGUGAAUUAAUUAGUUGUGUUGAUGUGUUGAUAUCAGCAGGAUCUCAGUCAGCUAUGUAAAGCGCAUUUACACACGACCAACGGAGAAAAUUUCACCGUCACUUAAUCCUGCAUAAUACACAAGCACGAUGGAUCUUUACAAGACAAAGUUCUGUAAUCCGAUGAAGAUGAAGGGAAGAAGAUGACCAGUGUCGCAGCGACACUUGUAAUCCCAACCAGGUAGCCGGAACAGCAGCAGCAGAAGAAGAAUAAUCAAUAAAGACAUGGAGCAUCGAAAAAAUCCUCGGAAAAGUCCUGUGGCAGGGGGGCCACAGGCGAAGGUUUCACGGAAGAGAAAUAAGAAUGGAAUAAGCAAGGUUAAAGAGGAGAAGCAUCCCGUUGGUGGUCCGGAUCCAGGCGGUGGCACUGGAAAUGGUCCCAACUCGCUAGGUUCUCUCGUAAACCAAUAUGACCCCAAUUCCAUGGACCUCCCCAACCUCUCUCAUCCCCAGGGGAACAAAGGCGGCCUCCACGACGACAUGCUCAUGAAUGGUGGGGACAUCAAGAUGGAAAACCCACCCACGCCUCACCAACACUCCGAAUGCCCACCCGAUAUUCCGUCCCUUGGCGACAUGGGACACGACUUCCCUCCUGACUGUAAACCUGCAAUGGGCUACGGUUAUCCUCCCUACAACAACAUGCCUCCCGGCGGGGACUUUGGACCACCUCAUCCUCACGGCCCUAUGCACGGGGGACCGUGUGGGCCACCAGGUCCUGGCGGGAUGGGACCGGGUGGUCCAAUGAAUUAUCCUUCUGGACCUCCACAAAUGCACCCUCAGCAACCCCACCCGCCCACGAAACAGCAGCCCAACACCCUCGAAGCCCCCUACAUGCAGCAGCAGAGCCAACUCUUUGUGUUCUCAACAAAGCUGGCGAAUAAGGCAGCGGAAGAAGUGAUUCAACACCACUACCCGAGCAUUAUCGCCUUCCAUACUUCACAACCUGCAACGCGCAAAUUCCUUGAGGUUCGAGUAUCGGAUGAUUGGCGAGAGACGAACUACAUAGGCGGCGAUUGUCAAAGAAAACAUCCGUUCAAAAACAAUUUUGGGCGUCAAUUUCAAAAUUCCAAUUGGCCUGGUCCAGCUCCACCUCCUUCGGGCGGGGUUGGUGGGAAAAUGAAGGUUUCAAAAGGACAGCAGCAGCAACAACAGCAACAAAUGUCCAUGCCACCGAAUAUGGGACCAGGACCUCCUCCACCCAAUAUGCCUCCUGAUUUCAAUCAGAUGCCCGGCCAGGGCGGCCCGCCUCCUGGUCCAUGGAAUACUCAAAAUAGUUCGCCUCAGAAUCAAGGCUACCCGAAUUACUAUGACGGCCCACCGUACGGAGGAGGACCAGGCAAUAUGGGACCUUGUGGCCAAGGCCCGGGUGGGGGUCCCCCUCCAGGAUACUAUAGUGGUCAUCCGAACAAUAUGGGUCCUCAUGGACCUAUGCCCCCCGGAAUUAAGGUUCCGGAUGAGAAUCUAACCCCACAGCAACGAAUGCAUAGAGAAGAGCAACUCGCAAAGAUGAAAAGAAUUCAACAAUUACUGCUUCCAGAAAAUGAUCCUCAUUCAAGUCAUAACGUACCAGGUGGAGACCCAAAUUUCCAUCCAAUGCCGCCUCAUGAAAACUUAGACGUGUAUAAUAUGCCGGGAGAACCUCCUCCAGGUCAUAUGGACUACGGACCCGGCCCUGGUGGUGGUGGUAACAAACAUCCCGGAAACGAAUGGUCCUCUCCGCCAAGCGGGUUUUACAUGGAUGGUCCUCAACAAGGUCAAGGCCAGCCACCCGGACUUAAACCUCCUGGAAUGGGUCCGCAGGGAAAUGGCCGCCCUGGAAAAGGUGGUAGCAUACCUAGUCCAGCCACACCUCUCACGCCAAGUAGUUCAUGUGGUGGUCCUCCAAGACCGUCGCCUCAUUCGCCAAUGUCAGGAGGUGAUGCUAUGUACCCUGGAGGAGGUGGUCAUUCAUUUUACCCCUCAGGUUACUACAGUCCUCAAGUGGGGCCUGGACAAGAACAUUCGCCCUCCUCCGCCGUCCAACGAAAAGACUCUGAAAGUAGCAAUAGUGAAGGGGGCAAAAGUCGGAAGGAAAAGUCUUCUUGUUCUAUAUCCCCCAACUCCUCAGCCCCUCCUUCCGUAAAAGAAGCCAAUCUUAUGCCCGUCCCUUCACCUCAACAAAUACAAUACCUCAAUGUCUUUGAAGGCCAAGAGCUAACGAUACAAAAGCAACCUAACGUCGGACUGACGGACCACAAUAACGAACAUUCUCCUGGGAUGUCUCAGGAUAUGAAUCCCUCAACACCACUAGGCCAACAAAAACCUCCCACUCAACCUCCCACGCCCGUCCCUCUCGGCAGCAAUCAAAAAUCCUCUGAUAUGAAUUCAGGAAACUCAAAUGCAAAGAAUCGGCCUGGUAGCGUAGGACCCAUAACUCCCAAAAAUAAUAAUAACACGACACCCAAUCCCAGCCCCAGGGGACUUGAUAGCACAUCUCAACCCGGAACUCCGCAAAUGAAUCUUGACGGAAUGAGAAAUCCUUCCAACUCAGCAGGGAAUACUCCAAAUAACAGCGGAAUGAACAACUUUGGUCCUGGUGGACCUCCUCCCCCCGGAAUGAAUCCAAAUGGAGGACCGCCCUCACAAUGCAACAUGAUGAAACAAGGCCUACCUCCGAUUGGAAUGGAUGGACCACCGGAUGGCCCAGUUUUCGACAAUGUUCCCCUCAAUCCAAAUCUCAGCGGACCCGGACCCGGACCCGGACCUGGAAAACCAGCAUUCGAUCCCAUCUCUUCUAUGGUACAAAUGUCACAGCAGCUUACAGGCGGAAAUGGCACGCCUCCUAAUCCUUCAGGCAAUAAUAUGGGAAGCAGCAAUGGCAACUACGGAAUGCAUCCUCCUCCCGGAAACACGCAAUUGAAUCAUAACAUGGUAAACUUUAACUCUUCCCUUCAUAGCGUGCAGAAUGUGGACGGGGGAAUUGCAAUGGGAGGGCCACAGACUGUCAACAACACCUAUGUCAAUGCCACAAUGACAAUUCAUCAAAUGAAUAUUCAAAACAUUCCUUCUUACAUGAACCCCAACCCAAACAUGGGUCCUAUGAACAAUCAAAUGGGACAUAUGGGUCCGAUGGGUCCUCAACAAAUGAACCACAUGCCUCCCAUCGGCAGUGGUCCAAUGGGUCCAAUGCCAGGAGGUCCCAACAGCAUGAAUCAAGGUCCGAACAAUAUGGGCCCCGGCGGACCUGGAAAUUCAAUGGGUGGCCCCAUGGGAUGUGGACCUAUGAGUAUGCCUCCUCGUGGAAUGGGUUAUCCAAAUCAAGGACCGCCGCCAAGAAUGGGACCAGGACCAGGAGGACAGGGCCCUCCGGGUGGAAUGGGAGGAGGUUCUAUGCAAGGAGGACCCCCUGGGAGAGGAGCACCUUAUAGAAUGCCUCCAAACGGGCCUCCGAAUGGGCCUCCUAGGCCUUUCGGUGGUACAAAUAUUCAAGUAAAGCCGAAUGCCCCCAAUACUAUUCAAUACCUUCCAGCAAGACCACCUCCUCCUCACAAUCAAGGCCCUAGUGGCAUGUGCUCACCGGGAAUGGGGGGUCCCGGAAAUGGACCUCCUGGAAGAUCGGGUCCUAAUCUCGAAUUUCUCCAACGAUACACCAAUUCAUCUCCUGGCCCUGUGGUCAACGUAAAUAUGGGGAUGAAUGUGAAUGUUGGAAUGGGGAAUCGUCUGCAAUAUCCACCCGGACAAAUGGGGAACAAUGGCCCCAUGGGAAAUAAUGGAGGCCCAUGUGGUGGACCUAUGAGAGGUCCUCCGCCAAUGAUGGACCAAGGCCAUGGUGGUCCAAUGGGUGGUCCUGGUCAGCAAAUGCCCCCUCAAAUGAUGGGUGGUCCACCAAACGGUCCAGGAAUGAAAGGAGGUCCACCUCAAGGAUAUCCUCAAGGUCACAAUGGCCCCGGACCUGGUGGUCCAAUCCCCUCACCUUCUGAUCCUGCUUAUUCCCAACAAUUCCAUCAUUUCCAACAACAACUUUAUGCCACGGGGUCAAACAAUGGGCGAAAUUCAAUGCAGUCAAAUAUGCCCCCGAAUCCUAAUACUCCUCCAAACCAGCAAUUCUUCAAUUACUAACGAAAUAGAAAUCAUCUUCUUUUGGACCUUGUUAUCCGAUCUCCUGAGCCAGCAGUAGCAGCCAUUCCGAAUAUUUACACUGCAACAACAACCUUGCAUUCUAUAGAGCCAAGUCCAUUUAAUUUUGUUACAAGUUUUUCACAGCUAAAAUAAUUAGUUCAGCAGCACCUCAACUCAAAUACCUUCAAAUGUUAUAUCCCACAAUUGACAGUUUUUUAGUUGCCAUUUAUAAUGAUAGACUUUCCAGAUUCAUGGUGUCAUUUAUAAACUGAAAUACCAAAAUAUCUCUGCACUGGUUUCAUCAUCGUGCUCAUUAUUUCAGCCAUUAUUUUAAUAUCUUCCAUUCCUUAUGGUUUCCUGCUAAGCAGGCCCUCAAAUUGUUGAUUUAGCUGAAUAUGUAUAUUUAUAAACAUAGUCCCAUUACUACCACAGCUCGAAUAUUCACACGUUAUUCGGCAUCACACUAUAUAAUACCAUCAUCAUUAUUAUGGGUCAUUGUAUUGGCAGCUUAUUACUACUUGUCAUAGUAUUAACAGUAUUUUGUUUUAUGCAUUUUGAUUGCUAAUUGCUAUACCCACACAGAUGUGGCCUAGUUGGACGAUGGUUGAACCCCCACCAACCAGUAAAGCAGAAGUCACAGAUAAAAAGCUCAAAUGAUAUUUUGAUUGACUUAAUUCUCACCUACUUAAUUACAUGAAAUAUUACAUAUAUUAUUAUUAUCACACUAUUACGUAGAAUUUCCUACAUACAUACGAGAACCAAAAUGAAAUGGCUUUCAUGCAUUCAUUCAAUUCAAUUCAUUCAUAGUGCAUUUAAGUAAAUACGAAAGGACGUCAAGACGAGAACAAACAAAUGAAUACUGCAUGCAUGCAACAGAAUACGUACGCACCACACCCACACAUUUUUUUAAACAACGUACUCAGCUAUUAUUAUUAUUAUGAUUAUUAAAACUAGUUAAAUGCAAACUUUGAAGAGCCAGUGAUAAUAAACUAAAACGUAAAAUUUAGGGCGAUUAAGGUUAAAGAUUUUUUAUUAGUUGGUAGGACCAUCUCUUUCCUCCCCCCACUCAUCACUCAACCACCCCAGAAAUAACGAAGCAUAGUUUUUUUCAUAAUAUUUGACUUCAUUCAUUGUGUACAAAAACAAUGUAAAAUAGAAAAGAUAACACUACUGACAAACAGCGUUAACAGUUUAAGUAAGACUAUUCGAGUACAUACAUACAUACAUAAUAACGAUACAUACAAAUUGCGUUUUUAUACUGAUGACCUUUAUCAGACUUGGCCCUCUUUUACCGGUGGUCUAUUAAUUUAGUAAUAACUUGAAUAAAUACAACUCUCAUUAUCACAGUUAGUACUAAUUACACAAGUGCGUGGUCAAUCGUUAGGGUAAAUUAGAUACUAUUUAACAUAAGGAUAGCUAGGUGGAGAAUUAUGCAAACCAUUAUUAAUACGUAUGGAUAAGUGCAUAUGUGGGUAAAUACAGUACAGCAUACAUACUAAUAAACUCUACGGAUAACAAUAAAUUAGCAUUUACUCGUCUAAGCGAGAAAAGAAGCUGAGGGAUUGUACAUAAAACAUGUGAUCGAUUUUCGGGCAGUUUUGACCCCUACCCCCGCUGGUGUGACCUAUAUCCCCAAGGAUGCCUUGACCCCUACCCCCCUCAAGUCGAUCACACGCUUUUUGCACAGUCCCUGAUCAAAUGAUCAACGAUAGUCGUAUAGAUCUAUCCUGUACAAAUUACAUUUACGGCGAUAGUUUUACAUACUUUUUAGAUAGCUAUUACCUAAUACACACGUGCAUAGAUGCUACAAAAAGCGACAUAAUAAAAGAAUAUUAUACAGCCAUAAAUAGUUUGGUACUACUACACUAAAUACUUAAAAAGUAAGUAAUGGAGAGUGCACAAUUUUUACUCCACAAGAAACUCUGCUCUGAUGUGUAUAAUAAAAAUGUGUAACGUUAGAAUUUUAUUAAAUUCUGGAGAGAAACUUUAAAGAAUAAUAUAGGAAAUAUUUAUCACUUUAAGAUGUAGAGUAGCUAAUAAUUAAUUAAUAAAUACGCCACCACCGUCGCGUCGCCAUGAAUCUUACUUAAAGCUUUUAUAGGAAACAAAGAGAUGAUGAAUUUACUUAAGCAACGUUCUCCAUAAGAAAAAUACACACUUGACAUUUUUUCUCUCAUAAAAUGUUGGUUCAUUAUUAUUAUUAUUGUUACUAUUAUUAUUCAUGUAAUAAGCAUAAAUCAGCAAGUAUAGAUUGGUAGGAAGAUAUAAUAAUGAUACUAAAUAUGUAUUGGUAAAUUGUUACUUUUUUGAUUAUCAAAGCAUUUAUGGAUGGAUCAUACAUAAUCUAUAGAUGCAACCAGUUAAAUAAUUAUUAUGAUAGAUAAUUACAUACAUAUAUAUUGUUAUGAAUUACAAAUAAACUAAAGUAAUAUGUCUACUUAGAUAUGAUACAUAUAGAUUAGAUUUACGAGUAUUUAAUAAACAGAUCAAUUGCUUGUGCCAUGAGAAGUUACAAGAUAAAACGGAAAACAA